Molecule: messenger RNA, 690 nt
Organism: Physella acuta
Lineage: Eukaryota; Metazoa; Mollusca; Gastropoda; Physidae
Cellular component (GO): membrane
Source: RefSeq, a predicted model, not a curated record
AUGCUCACCCUAACAUUUCUGUCCAUUUGUCGCUGUCUAAGUGUCGCCAAACCUUUGUGGUUUAGACAUAAGCUCGGGACAAAAAAGGUCUCUGUUUUAUUUCUCUCAAUCAGUGCAGCAUUUUGUAUAGCAACAAGUGUUCCCAUCUUAGCUCUGAUGGGGAUAAUACCGCUCUAUGAUGCCAGGAUCAACACCACAAGACCUUCGUUGUGGAUUUCACCAGAAAGGAAGUGGGUGACGUAUAUCGUCUGGCCAGUUAGAGGAUCCUUGCUUCCACUUAUUGUUCAGGUUAUUCUAAUCAUUACUUCUGUGGUAAUGACUACAUUCCUUAAAAAAGCCUUGCAAUUUCGUCAGAAACACAAGAAAAUCAAUAACCAAGAAACCGACGACAAAACAAUGACAAACGAGAAGAACAAGUUAAGUGGCAAGGAACUUCAGAUCAUGAAACAAAUGAUUAUCCUGUCUGUGCUGUUUAUCGUCAGCUGUACACCAAAGAUGAUGUUCAACGCUGCUGUGGCUAUAUACCCCGAGUUCUCGAUCAAUGGAAGGUAUGGAAGACUGUACGAGACAGUCAAAGCAAUACGAGAUACUUUUCAAAUGCUGUAUUCGUGUUCCAAUGUUUUCAUCUACUACACUUACAAUUCCAAGUUCAGAAAAGUGUUUAAAAGAAAAUGGGCGAGAAUUUUUUAG